UCAAUACACACACACACACACACACAAAGUGCCUCAAAAUUCCACAGAGGAAAAUGGCCCAACCUCAAUCAAUCUCCGAUCUGAAAACCCUAGUCAAUCCCUUAAUCUCCGAUCUCAAAACCCUAGAUAAUCCCUCAAUCUCCGACGACGAUAACAACAACAAACUCGUAGUUUUUGUUGAUGAUCAUGACGAUAAUUCCUCAGUUCCAGUCGUAGAUGAUUUCUACUUCUCAGCACUCUCCAACGAAAACGAAGAUCAGAUGUUCCCAAUUUCCGAUUCCAAGUACGCCGAAGAAUUGCAAUUGCAAGAAGCUCUCAUGUCUUCCGUAAUCGCUUCCAAAUCAUCUGUUCCGCCAUUGAUGAAGAUCGAUGAAAAAGCGAAAGCGGAAGAAGUCGGUGAAUCGUCUCACGGUUUCUGUGAGAUUUGCGUUGAGAAGAAAGAAGCCGAUGAGAUGUUCCGAAUCGAUACCUGUUCUCACUCCUUCUGUUCCGAUUGCAUAAGCAAGCAUGUUACGAUGAAGAUUCAAGACCACAUCACUGUCGUUUCGUGCCCUACUUGGGAUUGCAGUGGUGUUCUUCAGCUCGAUGAUUGUAGGCCGAGGAUGUCGAGGGAUGUGAUCGAGAGAUGGGAUGAGGUUUUGUGUGAAUCGAUGAUUCCUGCUUCGGAGAAAUUUUAUUGCCCUUUCAAGGACUGUUCGUUCAUGUUGGUGAAUGAUAACGGAGAAGAGGUGAUUAGGGAGUGUGAGUGUCCUAAGUGUCAUAGAUUGUUUUGUGCUCAGUGUUAUGUGCCUUGGCAUAGUGGGGUUGAGUGUGAAGAGUUUCAGAGAUUGAAUGAGGAUGAAAGAGGGAGAGAAGAUUUAAUGGUGAGAGAGCUUGCUAAGAGUAGCAGCUGGAUGAGAUGUCCUCACUGCAAAUUUUAUGUUGAAAAAACAGAGGGUUGUUUGCACAUGACCUGCAGGUGUGGAUUUCAAUUCUGCUAUGCAUGUGGAGAAACUUGGAGUCAAACUCAUGGUGGUUGUAGACCAUGAUUGGUAGAUUGACAGUGACUUUUUUACUUUGAUGUUAAUAGUGAUCAAUGUUUUCUAUUUGAGAUCUAAGAAGAUCUAAGAACCCUUUUGAUUUGCUCUGAUGCUAAAUGUUAUCUACUUGAGGUCCAAUAUGCUUUCUUUGUCUCUGUUUUACUAUUUAUGUAGAUAAAGGAAUGAACACAAAUGUGGAAUUAACAAACAUGAACAUAAAUGAAGUCACAGAUGUGUGUUUGAAAUCUUC
This is a messenger RNA of Camellia sinensis, 1269 nucleotides long. RefSeq names its product E3 ubiquitin-protein ligase RSL1. The record is from RefSeq and is a predicted model, not a curated record. NCBI's taxonomy places the organism in Eukaryota, Viridiplantae, Streptophyta, Magnoliopsida, Ericales, Theaceae. Gene Ontology annotation, biological process: protein ubiquitination. Gene Ontology annotation, molecular function: ubiquitin-protein transferase activity; zinc ion binding.